This is a messenger RNA of Fusarium musae, 1809 nucleotides long. RefSeq lists its product as uncharacterized. Bases 1 to 1809 code for a protein of 602 amino acids. Gene Ontology annotation, molecular function: oxidoreductase activity. The transcript has 4 exons. Lineage: Eukaryota; Fungi; Ascomycota; Sordariomycetes; Hypocreales; Nectriaceae. The record is from RefSeq and is a predicted model, not a curated record.
AUGGCUAAACGUGCUGAGCAGCUCCCGGCAAUGCCGCCCCAGGACCCUUCACUGCAGGUCCCAAGCGGUCUGCGCGUUGCUUACGCCAAGCAUCUUCUUGACAAACAUCUCCGCAGCCUACGAUUUGAACUGAACGAUGGUGUCAGUCGCAAUGAACCUCUUCCCGCAAUAGGCCAUGCACCAUAUAAGGGGCAUGAAAAUCCCUUGGAGCAUCUCUCCGAGUACAAGGGUCGCGUUGCCAUCGUUGGUGCUGGCGUCACCGGCUUGUACCUUGCUAUGAUGCUCAAGUACCUCAAGAUCCCCAAUGUGGAUAUCUAUGAGGCGUCAAACAGGAUUGGUGGUCGCGUAUAUACGUAUCCCUUUGAGCAGGAAAACGCAUCCCCUCAUAAUUACUAUGACAUUGGGGCCAUGCGUAUCCCCGAGAUUGACGCAAUGCAAUCGACACUUACCCUCAUCGAAGAGCUGGAUCUUCCGAAAACGAAGUACGUUCUUAAUGCUAAGUGCGAGCCCCAGAUGCAUUGGUACUCCAACACCGAAUCGCCAGACGGUACACCAUAUGAUGAUCGGAUGAACGAGAUCAUAAAGAGUAUCGGGUCAAACUGGGACGAGAGGUUCGCGGAAUGGAUCAAAACUGGCAAGGAUAACCAUUCUACCAGAGGAUGGCUCAUGUUCACCGACCCCCACUCUACUGGUCUAUUCGAGCAGUCCUUCGUCGAAUCCCUAUGUGAUUUCAGCGAUUUUCAGGCCACGGAUGGUAAGCCCUGGUGGCGUCUUGAAGGCGGCAUGACAGUCGUCACCGAGAAGAUGAACCAAUGCAUCGAAGAUCCUAAGUGGGCUCCCCACAACCCUGUCUCUCUUAAAGUCACCAAAAAUACGCCUGUCGAAGCUAUGACAGAGAACCAUCAGGAGAAUAAGAUCGAGGUUACUGUCAACGGGGCUGGGGGAACCAAGACAGUGGCAUACGACAUGGUCUUCAACACCACCGCCAUGGGUCCUCUCCAGCGCAUGGACAUCUCUGGCCUCGUCCCCGGUUUUGGCCUUCCUCAGACUCAGAGGAACAUUCUCACCGGUAUUAGAGCACUUAGCUAUGAUCGAUCCUGCAAGGUCGCAGUGAAGUUCAAGAGCCGUUGGUGGAAGAACAUGUACAAAGCUUCCAAGAACGGCAGCACCUUUGGCGGCGUAUCGGGCUCGGACCUGCCAAGCAGCAACAUUGUCUACCCAUCCUGGGAUGAUGGAGAUGAGAACUCUGCAGUGCUUAUGACGUCUUAUACCUGGGCCCAGGAUGCUACGCGAAUGGGAUCGCUGAUUCCUGAUUACACGAAGCAGAAACCGCAUAUCGACGACGCUGUCGUUACUCAGUGCUUCCAAGAUCUCGUCAAGCUCUGGGGACAGAGCGAGGACCCGAAAAUUACCGUCGAGUUUCUUAGAGACCAGUAUCUCGAGCACCACGCUUUCGCUUGGUCUCACGAUCCCUACACCGGCGGUGCCUUCGCUCUUUUCGGCCCUGGCCAAUUCAGUUUUAUCUACCCCCAGUUCCAGCAGCUCCUCUGCGAUGGUAAGUUCGCUAUCUGCGGCGAGGCUCUUAGUCCUCAUCACGCGUGGAUCUCUGGAUCCUUGGAUAGCGGAUACCUCACCAUGCUGCGAUGGCUAGUCCAUCUUGAGGAUAACGAUAGGGCUGAUGCAUUGAAGAAGGCAUGGUUUGGACGUGGAAAGGGCGAACAUACUGCUGAGUAUGAUGGGAAGUUGAUGAGAUGGACUGUUGAGCUGGGCCAGCAAGCGGCUAGGAAGACCCGAAAGAGGCAUUACUGA